Molecule: messenger RNA, 515 nt
Organism: Drosophila kikkawai
Lineage: Eukaryota; Metazoa; Arthropoda; Insecta; Diptera; Drosophilidae
Source: RefSeq, a predicted model, not a curated record
UCAUCCGAUACGUUCACAGGUGACAAUCCUUGUCAAUACGUUCAAACUUUGUCAAGUCAGAACAACUGUCAUGUAUUUCUGCCAGAAAGAAAAGCCAGUCAUUCGAGAAAAUGGAUUCAACUGAGAAAAGCGAUUCGCCAUCAAGCCCGUUUACCUCUCGCAGUGGCUUUAUGCGGCAUCGCAAGCGUUCAGCCAAGCAUCCCAUCACCUUGCUGAGGAAGCCGGGCAUUGCUAAGGAGCUGAGGGAGCUCCAUUACGAGGAACAAGAAUACACGAGCUCCUCUUCGGUAGGAUCAACGACGUCCCAGCUGGUCAGCGACGACAGUGGCAUCGAUGUUAGUCAGGACAAUGGAAAAGGACACAGCUACUUCCUGCGCAAGAGAUACACGAAUCCUUUCUAGUGGUUUAUUCAUCGAAUGGUGUACAUGGGUGUAAAGGAACAAAAGCAGCAGCAGCAGCAAAAAAUACUUAUGUGCCAACGAAAUAAACUACGGAACAUUGCAGGCAUUGAGAUA